This is a messenger RNA of Sphenostylis stenocarpa, 678 nucleotides long. The record is from the annotation of a GenBank genome assembly. Lineage: Eukaryota; Viridiplantae; Streptophyta; Magnoliopsida; Fabales; Fabaceae.
AUGGUUCCUGUCUCCUUAGAUCGCAAGGAUACAGAGGUACGAGCCUAUAAAACAGAUCCUGUUCAAGUAAGAGAUAGAACAUAUGCAGGAAGUUCCCAAAAACUAAAAUUUUCAAGGGAUGAAACAGUGAAGAGAUGCUGCUCAGAUGAUGUGGAUUGCCAAUGGCAAAUAUUACAUGCAAAUCAACGACUAAUUGAAGCAAACAAGAAUCAUCUCCCAUUCUGUGCAGAGGAAGACAAUGCUUUCCUCAAACCAGAACAAAAAACAUAUAUUAGACAACUGAAUCAAGUUAAGCAAAAGGAAUUUUGGAGGGGUCUGUCAGACAACCCUGUGACCAUCCCAAGCCAUGGCCAUGAUGAAAGGCUGGGAACGAUCCUCUACAGCCAGCAAUAUCAUUGCUCCAAGGAGAAGGUCAUCAGACCAUUCAUUAAUCACGAUCUGAUCACAGGGGCCAAUGUCAUCCACCAGACUACGGUUCCUGUCUCCUUAGAUCUCAAGGAUACAGAAGUACGAGCCUAUAGAACAGAUCCUGUUCAAGUAAGCUCAUCAGAUGAUGUGGAUUGCCAAUGGCAAAUAUUACAUUCAAAGCAACGACUAAUUGAAGCAAACAAGAAUCAUCUCCCAUUCUAUACAGAGGAAGACAAUGCUUUCCUCAAAGCAGAACAGAAAAGAUGCUAG